Molecule: messenger RNA, 1800 nt
Organism: Lasiosphaeria miniovina
Lineage: Eukaryota; Fungi; Ascomycota; Sordariomycetes; Sordariales; Lasiosphaeriaceae
Product: choline dehydrogenase
Exons: 2
Coding region: 1-1800 (599 amino acids)
Molecular function (GO): oxidoreductase activity, acting on CH-OH group of donors; flavin adenine dinucleotide binding
Source: RefSeq, a predicted model, not a curated record
AUGCUCGGAAAGAAUUGGUCACUAGUCUUUCUCGCUGCCGUUGGGGCAGCGGCCAAGGAUCCGUAUGAUUAUGUCCUCGUCGGUGGUGGCACCGCAGGUCUCGCUCUAGCGACGCGACUGAGCAUUGGCCUUCCAAAUUCACAAAUCCUCGUCUUGGAAGCUGGUCCUGCAGCCCUUGACGAGCUUAGAAUCAACGUCCCCGGACUGCGUGGCUCAGCCUUAGGAUCGAUAUACGACUGGAACUUUACGACGACAGCCCAGGAGCACCUCGGCAAUAGAACCAUUGAUGUCAACCGAGGAAAGGUCCUUGGGGGCUCCGCAGCGCUCAACUACCUGUGCUACGACCGUGCUGCGGCCGCUGAGUACGACGCCUGGGGUCAGUUGGGCAACUCGGGGUGGAACUGGAAUGUCAUGUUAGCAGCUAUGAUGAAGGCGGAGAAUUUUACGGGCGCCGAUGACGGCGACAAGCACGGACGCACAGGUCCUAUCCGGAACACUUUCAACCGCGUCAUACCCGAAAUGCUGACGACGUGGAAGCCGACGCUGAAAAAACUCGGCGUUCCCGGCAACGACGAGGGGUCGCUGGGUGGCAACCCAAUCGGCGUCAUGUACCAGCCCACCAACAUCGACACUACCCACUGGACCCGAUCCAACAGCGCCAACAGCUACCUGCCUCUCGCCGGCCCGAAUCUCGAGGUGAGGACAAACAGCCCAGUAGCGAGGGUCGAGUUCGCGAAACGCGUCGGAAGCGAGCCACUGCGCGCAACGGGUGUAGUUCUGGAAGACGGCACCACGAUCCUCGCCCGCCGCGAAGUCAUCCUGUCGGCGGGAGCCGUUCAAAGCCCGGGCCUGCUCGAGAUGUCCGGCAUCGGCCAGCCCGCGGUGCUCAGCGCCGCUGGCAUCACGCCUCUCGUCCCCCUCGCAGGCGUCGGUGAGAACUACCAGGAUCACAUUCGCACGUCCAAUGUCUACCGUGUCAAGCCCAACAUCAGCUCCUUCGACGCCAUGAUCUUCGACAGCAACGGCGCCUUCGCCACCGAGCAGAUGCGCCAGUGGCUAGCCGGGAACUACUCUUGGUACGACUAUACCACGGCGGCCUACUCGUUUCUCAACUGGGGCCACGUCACGAGCAACACCACCUCGGAAGCGACCCUCAUCAGCCUGGCCGAGAGGUCCGCCAGCAGCAGCAACACCACCAGCGUCAUCGACCGUAAGAAACUCGACUUCCUCCGCGACCCGUCCGUGCCGCAGCUCGAGCUCAUCAUGGAAAGCAACUUCGUCGGCGCCGGCGCCUACCCCGGCGGCAGCUUCAUGACGCUGAUCUCGUCUAUCAUGCACCCGAUGAGCCGCGGCAGCGUGCACAUGCCCCCCGCGGGCAGCGGUAGCGGCAAACCCAUCAUCGACCCAGGGUACCUGUCCAGCGAAUACGACGUGCAGGCUCUGAUCGCGGGCGCCAAGUUCGCGCGGCGCGUGGCGCAGACGGAGCCCAUGGCCGCGCUGUGGGAGGCGGAGGCGGAGCCCGGCGCGGGCGUGCAGACGGAGCAACAGUGGCGCGACUGGGCGACGGCGACCAUGGGGAGCUUUUAUCACCCUGUCGGCACGUGCGCCAUGCUGCCUGAGAGAGACGGCGGCGUGGUGGACGCGUCGCUCGUGGUGCACGGGACGGCGAACCUGCGGGUCGCGGACUGUAGUGUGAUUCCCGUGCUGCUGUCGGCGCAUCUCCAGACGGCCGCGUACGGGAUUGCCGAAGUGGCGGCGGACUUGGUGAUUCGCGCUGCGAGGGGCGUGGUGGUGGUGUAA